AUGACUGAAGUCGAAGUUGAUGUUGAACAGAUUUAUAAAGCUUAUGACGCAAUUAAUAAUGCCGGCAAUAAUAUAGCAGAGGUUAAACAUUCAUAUGAAAUUUUGAUCAUUGGUGCACACGGCUCAAGUAAUUGUAAACAACUUGCUGCUCAAUUUAUCCCUCGCUUCUUUGGCAAGUUUCCAGAGUUCUAUGAGACUGCAUUAGAUGCGUUGUUUGACCUUUGUGAGGACACUGAUAUAAAAGUGCGUUUAAUGGUUAUCAAGUAUAUGCCAAAUGUCGUUAAAGAAUGCAACAAGUUCGCUGUUAGAAUUGCUGAUGCAUUAGUACAAUUAUUAGAAAAUGAAACUACACGUGAAAUUACUGCAGUGAAGAAAGCUCUUGAACAAGUUCUUCGCUUGGAUCCAGGAACAAUACCAGCAAUUUUUAAUCAGUCAUUAAAAGGGUCACCUGAAGUUCGCCAGAGAACAAUUGGGUUUUUAUCCAAUGAUUUGAAUAGGAUUAAAGCGGAAUUAUCACAGCUAAAUAGUGAUUGGGAAUCUAAAUUUUCCGAUGAAGUGAUAAAGGCCCUUCACGACGCGAAUUCUACGGAUUAUGAGAAUUUUAUUAAGAUGUUAUUGUCAUUGAAUAUGUACAAAAAGAAAGAUAAUUUAAAGGCUUUGUCAAAUUCAAUUGUUGAUGCAAUUGCUAGUGAAGACGAACAAUUCGAUCCCUCCAAUGAAAAUAUUGUUAAUAAAUUUAUAAUGUGUGGGAAAACUUUGAUUCAACUUUUUGAGAAAGGUAUAUCCACCACACCGAUACUUGUUUUCUUAGUGAAAAAAAUAUUGCCACAAGAUGUAUAUUGCAAAUUACAAGCAAGGCAACAGAGAACCGUUUUACGAUACUUUGUUGAGUUCAUUAUCCGAAAUCCAACCGAGGUUACUUUAAGAGAAGCGGCACCAUUGAUAAAAAAUAUAUUUGUGAAUGAAGUUCCGGAACCUCCCGCAGAUAAUAUUGAUGAGGAUCCAAAAAUAGAUUUAAAUAAAGUGGAAAACAUUGUAUAUACGAUUUACACUAUUGCCUUCAAGAUUCCGACGAUUACUGAAGGACAAGAAGUGAAUUGUCGAUUACGCCACCUAUAUACUUUUGCCAUGAAAUGUCAAACGCGUGUAAAACAAAGUUUGAAAGAUUUACAAAAAACCCAAAGUAAAGACCAACAAACUAUAGAAAAAAUUAAAAGGGCAGAGAACGUUCAAACCGUGACUCACAAUAUUUUUACAAUGACGAAGGAAUUAAUGAAACCAGCAGUGGCACGACAUUUUACAAAAGUUGUCAUUUCCUGGCGUGUACCAUCACAAUCGAUAUCACCACAAUCUACGACAUCGUCUUCAACGUCGUCGACGCCUUCGACGACAGUGGGAAACAAACGCCCAAAUAUUAGUUCACCCUCAACUCCAAAUAAAAAACAAAAGUCGGCACAAAUAUCAGCAAAUACUACUACUACAACUUCACAAGCUCCUCAAAAAAUAUCAGUAUUUCAAGUAACAAAAAGUCCUCGUAUCGGUCAAGCUAAUAAGAGAGUCGGUGGAAAUGGUGGCAACAACAGGAAUAACGGUGAUGGUGGUUAUGGAAGAAUUGCAAAAAUUGCGCGAAAUAAGAGCAAUGAGAAAAACCUAUAUGUACCACCACCAAGAAGAGGUACGUAA
This is a messenger RNA of Funneliformis geosporum, 1683 nucleotides long. NCBI's taxonomy places the organism in Eukaryota, Fungi, Glomeromycota, Glomeromycetes, Glomerales, Glomeraceae. The record is from the annotation of a GenBank genome assembly.